AUGUGUCCCGAGGCCCUUGUUAUCUCUGGAGACUUCAACCUUCAUUUAGAUGACCUCCGUGACAAUGACACCAAGAAAUUUAUGGAUUUACUGGAAACGUUCAGUCUUUCGCAACACGUUUCGGGUCCGACCCAUCUAUCGGGUCUUACCUUAGAUUUAAUUAUUACUCGUUCCUCAGAUGAUAUUUUUCUUGCUUCCCCUAAAACUACUUUUCCCAUCUCCGAUCAUUUUAUUAUUCAGUGUCCUAUUGGUUUCUCACGACCAGCUUUGUCAUGCAAAAAACUGACUUUUUGUAA
This is a messenger RNA of Pocillopora meandrina, 296 nucleotides long. The record is from the annotation of a GenBank genome assembly. Lineage: Eukaryota; Metazoa; Cnidaria; Anthozoa; Scleractinia; Pocilloporidae.